UGUUGUAUUGCGUCAAUUACGAAACGUUGCCAUUUCCGCCUGGCAGACGAAAGGUCUACAUUUUGUGAUACCGAUUUACUCCAUCACGAUGUCUCUGGGUGUUUUAUCUCCUCAUAUAAACACUCCACAAAACAACCAAGGCAUACUUAUCGGCGAUAAAGUGUAUUCGGAGGUGUUUCUGGCUAUCGAUCGUUCGAUAAUACCCGAGGAGAGGCUCUCUACGACCCCGUCCAUGCUUGAUGGCCUCGACCAUAAGACUGAGACAGACCUGCGGAUUCUGGGCUGCGAACUCAUCCAGUCCGCCGGGAUUCUUCUGCGUCUGCCACAGGUGGCGAUGGCGACCGGACAAGUCCUUUUUCAACGAUUCUUUUACUCGAAGUCCUUCAUCAAGCACAGCUUUGAGAUUGUUGCCAUGACCUGCGUCAACUUGGCAUCAAAGAUAGAGGAAUCGCCGAGAAGAGUGAGGGAUGUGAUCAAUGUUUUCCAUCACCUGAAACAAGGAAAGGGCAAAAAGAGCACCCCUCUUGUCCUUGAUCAAAACUACAUUAACACCAAGAACCAAGUGAUCAAAGCGGAGCGCCGUGUCCUUAAGGAGCUGGGCUUCUGUGUUCACGUCAAACAUCCACACAAGAUUAUAGUCAUGUACCUACAAGUUCUUGAAUGUGAGAAGAAUCAGAUGCUGGUUCAAACGGCAUGGAAUUAUAUGAACGAUGCCCUCAGAACCAAUGUGUUUGUGCGGUUUGAACCUGAGACCAUUGCGUGUGCCUGUAUUUACCUCGCUGCUCGAGUACUACAGAUUCCUCUUCCUUCCAAGCCGUACUGGUAUCUUGUGUUCGGUGCGACUAAGGAAGACAUCAGAGAAAUAUGUAUCAGCACGAUGAAGCUUUAUUCUAGAGAAAAGCCUAACAGUGACCAGCUUGAAAAACAGGUGGAUAAGAGGAAGGUGGCCCUAGAGGAGGCAAGAUUAAAAGCCAAAGGACAGAAUCCCAAUGGCACGCCAGCUCUCGCUGCCAUUGGUGGAUUUUCCCCAGCAUCAAAACCCUCUUCUCCAAGAGAAGUGAAGGUUGAAGAAAAAUCGCCGAACUCUAAACUAGCGAAGGAGUCUGAGAACAGACAGUUGUUUCCAAAAAGCCCCUUAAAUGGCAGCAUGAAAAAGGAGGACAGCAAAGUGUUUCAGAAUGGGAAGAACCACAGCCGGUCUCGCUCACGAUCUUGCUCGCCAUCUCGUUCUCCACACAGACAUCGGAGGAGCCACUCAGGAACGUACAGCUCUCAGAGCAGCCACAGCCCAUCGCCACGGCAACACAAAGGUCGCAGAGCUUCACCAGUCACGCAGCUCAGGACGGAGCGAGACAGACAGAGCGAGUCUAGUCGGCACAGCAACAAAAGGAGGCGAUCACGGAGCCGAUCUUGCAGCAAUUCCCGCGAACGAGCACGUGACCGUGACUAUGUGAAACACAAGCAUGAUCGCGAUCACCACUGGGACCAUCGCGAACGAGACCGUGACAGAUCACAUGAUCACGGACGAAGCAAACACCAGAGCAGGUCACAUUCUGGACACAGCCACAGCAGACACAGGAGAUGAGAUGUGCGGCACUGCUGAAUGAAACCAAGGGAACUACGAUGGCAUUGGACAACAGGACUAAAUUGUAGAUUGGAAAAAUGCUUACUUCAAUACAAUGUUUCUCCAGAGUUAACCUUGUUAAGAAGUGGAUGUUCUCUCAAUGUUGUUGUUCUUGCAUCUGACCGGCUCAUAUAGAGUUCAGUUAGUUAGGCAAGGUAGUGGUGCCUUUUAUGUAUUUGACAAUUGUGUUUUACGUUAAACUUGAAAGUGAACAACAGACUGCUAAAAAAAAAUCUGACUAUAUAUCAGGGAUCACAUUUGCACAGGAAAGAGCAGACGAGACCUGUGCGUGUUAAAUAUUUUCCAAAUGCACAGCUGUGUUUGUGCACUGUACAAAUAAAGCUUAUUUUUAUGAUGACUUUGUAUUCGUCUCUCUUCACAAAAAAUAAAAAUGAUGCUAUAUUCAAA
Molecule: messenger RNA, 2032 nt
Organism: Onychostoma macrolepis
Lineage: Eukaryota; Metazoa; Chordata; Actinopteri; Cypriniformes; Cyprinidae
Gene: ccnl1b
Product: cyclin L1b
Exons: 11
Coding region: 89-1585 (498 amino acids)
Biological process (GO): regulation of transcription by RNA polymerase II
Cellular component (GO): nucleus
Molecular function (GO): cyclin-dependent protein serine/threonine kinase regulator activity
Source: RefSeq, a predicted model, not a curated record